Oncorhynchus gorbuscha (pink salmon) is the source of this 4330-nucleotide messenger RNA. RefSeq names its product PRELI domain containing protein 3B-like. The transcript has 6 exons. Gene Ontology annotation, biological process: phospholipid transport. Lineage: Eukaryota; Metazoa; Chordata; Actinopteri; Salmoniformes; Salmonidae. The record is from RefSeq and is a predicted model, not a curated record. Bases 1960 to 2544 code for a protein of 194 amino acids. Gene Ontology annotation, molecular function: phosphatidic acid transfer activity. Gene Ontology annotation, cellular component: mitochondrial intermembrane space.
CAGUUGGCACAUAAUUCCCUCCCACUCCUCCCAUCUGACAGAGAGAGAUUACUUGUGACUGUCUCUGUCCAGCUUGAUAAGACCAUUUGACAUGGCAGCGGAAUUUCCCUUUUUGUACAGUGAUAAUAUGCUCAGAUCAGGCUGAAAGACCCAUGAACUGUGGCACCUGAAGACAGAGACUAAUCUAUGGACUAAAGGCCAUGUAGCUUCAGUGGAGGCUGCUGAGGGGAGGACAGCUGAAGACAGAGACUAAUCUAUGGACUAAAGGCCAUGUAGCCUCAGUGGAGGCUGCUGAGGGGAGGACAGCUGAAGACAGAGACUAAUCUAUGGACUAAAGGCCAUGUAGCCUCAGUGGAGGCUGCUGAGGGGAGGACAGCUGAAGACAGAGACUAAUCUAUGGACUAAAGGCCAUGUAGCUUCAGUGGAGGCUGCUGAGGGGAGGACAGCUGAAGACAGAGACUAAUCUAUGGACUAAAGGCCAUGUAGCCUCAGUGGAGGCUGCUGAGGGGAGGACAGCUGAAGACAGAGACUAAUCUAUGGACUAAAGGCCAUGUAGCCUCAGUGGAGGCUGCUGAGGGGAGGACAGCUGAAGACAGAGACUAAUCUAUGGACUAAAGGCCAUGUAGCCUCAGUGGAGGCUGCUGAGGGGAGGACAGCUGAAGACAGAGACUAAUCUAUGGACUAAAGGCCAUGUAGCCUCAGUGGAGGCUGCUGAGGGGAGGACAGCUGAAGACAGAGACUAAUCUAUGGACUAAAGGCCAUGUAGCCUCAGUGGAGGCUGCUGAGGGGAGGACAGAUCAUAAUAAUGGCUGGAAUGGAGCAAACGGAAUGGCAUCAAACACAUGGAAACCAUGGAAACCGUGGAAACCAUGAACACCAUGGAAACCAUGAACACCAUGGAAACCAUGAACACCAUGGAAACCAUGAACACCAUGGAAACCAUGGACACCAUGAACACCAUGGAAACCAUGAACACCAUGGAAACCAUGAACACCAUGGUGUUGAUGUAUUUGCUAACAUUCCAACUAUUCCGCUCCAGCCAUUACCACGAGCCCGUUCUCCCCAAUUAAGGUGCCACAAACCAACCUCAUGUGAUAGGAAUGUAGCUUAGAAGGAAAUGAUAUAAUCCAUACCAGAGGAUAAUGACCUAGCAUUCAGUCAGCUCUGCAGUAGCUCCACAUCCACAUCCAAGACCAUGUUUACUCACGAUCCAGGUUGGACACACAUUGAGUGAUUAGUUAUGUAACCUCACUGAAGGGGAUAAAUGUAAACAUUGUCCAGUUGUUUUUACUAUACUGUGAUCCUAUGUGGAAAGUGGAAUGGUCUAGAGGACGUGUCAAACACACCCCAAGGUGGGCCGAGUGUUGGCAGUGUUUACGCUGCUCCCUUGUACUUGAUCAAUGAAUUAAGGCCACUAAUGAGUAAAUAACUCCAUUCACUGGUUGUCUCUGUCUUAAUUGAAAGGAAAAAAACUAAAACCUGCAGACACUAGAUCCUCCAUGGAAGGAGUUUGACACCACUGAGCUAGAGGAUAGAGAUCCUAUUUAGGAGAGAAAGCAAAUCAUCAUUGAAAAACAUUACUAUUAAUGUGUUUAUUUAUUCAAUGAAUAAAAAUGGAUUCAACAGUAAGUCUACCUCAUAGGACGUUAUUCACAUUUGCGUUUGAUAUAAAGAACAUGCACACGCCAACAUGCCAAAACUUGUGCCUGCCAGAAGAACAUCCUGUCUAGUAGGCGCGUGCGUUUUGUUUUCCACUUCGCCUGUGCGUUGUCGACCGCUGUCAAUCAACGCAGGGGAAUGCGGCGGAAGUGCGCCACACAAACAUAUGUCCCAUGACUGCGCGUCGUAGGUGGUGGAGGGGGGGGUUUCGCUGGGUCUUUUCUGAAGGUGGGCGGUUUUCCCAACAGUGUGACUGCAAUCACCGGCUGAUUCACUCCUAAGCUCCCCAUUUCACCGACCAUGAAGAUCUGGACAUCGGAACAUAUUUUCAACCAUCCUUGGGACACAGUCACCAAGGCUGCGAUGCAGAAGUACCCCAACCCCAUGAACCCCAGUGUGUUUGGGGUGGAUGUGUUGGACCGUAGUGUGGACACACGGGGACGCCUGCACAGCAACCGGCUGCUGAGCGCUGAGUGGGGUCUGCCUUCCAUCGUCAAGUCGAUCAUUGGCAGAACACAGACGUGCACUUACAUCCAGGAGCAUUCUGUAGUGGACCCCAUUGAAAAGACAUUCGAGCUUCAAUCUUCAAACAUCACAUUCACUAACAUGGUGUCAGUGGAUGAGAAGCUUACAUACAGACCACAUCCUGAUGACGCAGAGAAGACGAUAUUGACUCAAGAAGCUCUCAUCUCAGUCAAAGGGGUUAGUCUGAGUAGCUACCUGGAGGGAGUUAUGGCUAGCACCAUCUCUGCAAACGCAGGGAAGGGUCGUGAGGCGAUGGAGUGGGUGAUCAGGAAGCUAAAUGCAGAGAUCGAAGAGCUGGCAGCUGCCGCCCGCGGCACCAUAAGGCCUCCCAUGGCUGCUGCUAUGACUUCAGAGAAAUGAUACCUCUAAGUUCCCAGCGACCAGCCUGGAGACAUUGUUCUUCUCCUGCGUCAGAACAGACUCCACCUCCCUUUAGACUGGUCUGAUUCUCAUCAACUGGACAGGAAUCACAUCUACAAGUUUGAUUACAAUUCAAGUACUGUAUUUAUUGUUAUUAUUUAAGUACUAACUGAAAUUAAGGGAACAACGGUAAUCCUAGUAUAUAUAUUUUUUUAAACAUUUUAUAGGCGAGGAGCAUCUCAAACGCCGUGUCUGUUGGAGUAGAAUUAAAAUAUUCUCAGUUGCUCUGUGCCCAAGUUUGAGACUAGAGCAGGUCAUGUUAUCAGCAUGCAGUAGUACUAUAGCCUCAGGGACCGUGUCAAAUAUAGAGGAAGGUUCAGCGAGUAACAACUUGGUUCUGCACCGAUCUUGUUGGACUGUGCUAGCCUGAUGCCAGAGUUGGCAAGAGAGCACAAACCGAUCUGGGACCAGGCUAAGACCGGAUCAGAGGUUAUUGAAUAAAUCCUGGGGAUGCAAUCACCUAUAACAGACAGAACAAGAACAGUUUCAACAUGCUGCAUUUUAAUACCACCUUCCCUGCGUAAAGCUGCAUCUAAAUUAAGCAUGGUAAGGCGUGGUUGGAGUUUUUCAUACUUCACAGUGACAUAUAUUUAUUGAGUGAAAUCACUGACAAGGGCAGGAGUAAAAUGUGACUUUGGGAAGAAGAAACGGAUAAGAAAUGUACGAUUCCUCACUAAAUAUUACUAAUGGAUUGUUCUUCGGUGCCUCAGAAGUCUGACCCUCUGCCAGUACAAAAUGUCUGUGUUCUUAGAGUGUUAUGACCCCAACACUGAAUACAUUUUAGCGCACAUACUGUACAGAAGAGAGGGGUCAUGCUCCAGGCCCUCCAGUAAUAUUCUGCAUUCUCUCCCAAGAGUGAAACUAAGUAUUUAAAUAUAAAAUAAGUGUUUUGGUUAAAUGUUCUGUACUGCUAUAGCCUCCAGUCUGUUAUGGAAAUGUCUGCUAUGUUUGACGUAUGGAGAGAAUAUAUUAUUUAUUUGAUGUAUAUAGAGAGAUGAAUGUGUUUUUAAUUUGGUUGUAAACAAUGGUACUUACAGCCUGGGAUGUCCAGUAUAUAUUCUAGAUCAUAACCCUGAGGAGAUCAAAUGCCUCUGCUACCAACUCUUAAGGGACGGUUUCCUGUACGCAGAUCAAGCUUAACACUGGACUAUUGAUAUAUUGUGUUUUUAAUCCAGGACUAGGUGUAAUCUGUGCAAACCUGACCAGAAUGUUUUGUCUUGUGUCUAUGGUGAAAGAUGCUACAGUCAGUUUCGUGUGAUGUGUGCAUUCCAAAAACCAUGCCAGUUUGCAUUCUAAAAACCAUGCCAGUUUGCAUUCUAAAAACCAUGCCAGUUUGCAUUCUAAAAACCAUGCCAGUUUGCAUUCUCAAUACAAUUGUGUUAUGGUGCCAGAGUCAGUUCUAAUAUGCUUUAAAGUGGUAAUGUCAAAUAUUCCUGGUUUGUUAAUGACUUCUGACAUGACCUGAUGUUAGAACAAAGGGACAUGUUGCUUGUUCUAACAUGUAAGGAGGAAUUUUGUGGGUGUUUUUAAAAAAUAUAUUUAUUUUUUUACCCAUAUUUAGAAUAAAAGAACUUUAACUCUACACCUGCACAACAAUAAAACUCAGUUGGUGCUGAAGUCAUAAUGGAUUAAAAUGCUUCUGUAAACUCAAGUUCCAAAUGGUCAAACAGAAAUGAAGACCAGGCAUGUUGGUUUACGUGAAAUAAAUAAAAGUCCUCUAAAAUAU